ACUUCUCUCGUGAAAAGUUAUCCUCUCCAUACUUAUUUAGACACCCUUGAUCUAAGUACAAUGUAAUCUAGUACAGUAACUAAUUAUUCAAUGUAAAUCCUUAAAACCCACUAGUGCAUUGAUCCAUUUUUAACAGUGUCGAUAUUUCAGGACGGUAAAUAAAAUAUUACAGUGUAUGGAACAUCUAUACCAAUAUUAAGUUUAUGGUAGUGCUUAUCGUGAUUACUGUAUUGUGAUAGUAUUUAUAUUUGAUACGUGUUACGUUUUACAUGAAUUCAAAUACCAUAAUGAAACAAAUAUCUAUAAUUGAAUACAUUGUUUAGUUUAAUCUCAGAAAGCAACAAUUUAUAAAAAUCUAGAGAAAUGAUCGAUUCAAUGGACAAACACUUCUUUGUUAAUUUCAAUAACCUAACUUAAACAGAUUUGACAGGAGAUCAAACAGAAGACCUAUUUUUUAUUCAAAUUAUUGAGAAGUGAAAAUGAGCUCAAAAAAUGAAUAUCGCAGGUCGAUAGACGAAUAUAAGCCAGCUGAUCCAAUAAAAAGGAAGAUCGGACCUUAUUGGUUCUUGGCUGCUUUAAGAAUUAUUCUCACGUUAAUUCCUCAAACGGGAUAUGUUCAUCCUGAUGAAUAUUUUCAGUCUAUUGAAGUUGUGUCUGGGGAUUAUUUUGAUAUUGAUGUUCACAAACCAUGGGAAUUCAAUUCCACAUUUCCUAUAAGAACUGCUUUAAUACCACAAAUUACUAUUGGUAUACCAUACUCAAUCUUAACAAAAGUUUCACAGUAUACACUUUUCUAUUUUGGUGUGUCAUUAAAAACACCUUAUUUUCUUGUAUUACUUCCACGUUUGUUAAUGUGCGGCAUGUCCUUUGUAUCAGACUAUUGCCUAUACAAAAUAUGCUAUAUGUAUGGGCAAAAUUACAAAAUAAGACUAAUCACUUAUGCCAGUUCCUAUAUUAUGCUUGUUUAUGCAACUCGUACAUUGUCGAAUGUUGUUGAGUUGAUAUUAACAGCUUUAUUAUUGUACUAUGCAUCAUACUGUAUGGUAUAUUCAGAAAAGGUAGUUGUUCAAAGCGACUAUCUUUCAGAUAAAUAUGAUAAAGCACAAACUGGAGUAGAAAGAGUGAAAUAUUACAAGCUUAAAGCUUCAUUACCCCCACAUUCUUUAAAUCAUUGCUUCAAAAUUGCAACUAUUACUGUAAUCGGUAUAUUUAAUAGACCAACAUUUAUUGCAUUUGCCUUUGCCCCUAUCUUCUUCUGGUUGCAAAGAGGUCUAGGUUCAAGAAGUGUAGGUUUUGUAGAUUUUCACACUCGAAUAUUCACAUUCCUGGCAUGUGGAGUACCUGUCGCUGUCUUUUUUAUUUUAGUUGACAGUUUUUAUUUUGGUUAUUUAACAAUGGCAGAAAUAGGUAGUCUUGAUAUUAGUAUGAACAGCUUUGUGGUAACACCGCUUAAUUUCUUGAAGUACAAUGCAAAUAACAAAAACCUACGAAAUCACGGAUUGCAUCCUCAUUACGUGCAUUUCAUAGUAAAUGUACCACUUUUAUUUAAUGUUCUUGGAAUUAUCGGUCUGUUUACAUUUGGAAAAAUGCUACACAGUGGCUUAAAAGCUCGUUGGUUGGAGUUACCACGUAUACAAAGCGUUGUUGGUCUGAUGACUGCAUCUUUUAUUACACCUAUUUUAAUGCUAUCAAUUUUUCCACAUCAAGAACCUCGAUUUAUAAUACCAACAGUUCUACCUCUGGUGUUUUUGUACGCGCCAAAUUUAAAUCAAAUAUCAGGAGUCGAUACUGUUGCACGAAUUGUUGAAAAUAAUGCAUACAACAAUAGUUCUGUACCAAAGAAAAAGUUUACUAAAUUGCAAGUGUUUUGGUUCACGUGUAAUAUUGCAUUAGCAUUCUUUUAUGGGUUUGCUCAUCAAGGUGGCGUUCUGCCUCUAACAUCUCACCUAGCUACCGAAUUAAAAGCAAAACCAGAAUUAACUCAUAUACAUUUAUUUACAUCACAUACUUACUCCUUACCAACUGCACUUUUACAAUUAAGAAAUACUAAGAAAACUUAUUUGAGUAGUGGAAAUCAUAAGUAUAAACUAGUUAAAGAUUUUCAUCUUUACGAACAGGGUUCAAAAUCUAUUAGUAAUGUGUGUAAUAUUAUUGCCUUAAAACUUCAUGAAUGUGAACAGAAAUAUGUUAUCAAAAGGGUACCAUAUAGAUUGUAUUAUGCUCUUCCUGCCACUGACAUGGAAGAAUUUAUUUCUAUUCAAAAUAACACAAAUCUAUUUAAUUACCAUAUUGUAAAUAGAUUUCAUCCGCAUGUUACGGUCGAGAAAUUACCAUUCUCAUCCAUUUCUAAUGACAUUAUGCAUUUAACAAAUGUAAACACCGUUUCAGUGCGAUUAUUCAUUGAAAUCAUGGAUGACGUAUUGAAUGCGUUUCAACAAUUUCAAUUAUUCUUGAUACGAAUAGAAUAUGUAAUGCACGAGAAACAGAAAAGUAAACAUUUUUAAUUUGAUUAUUUAUUUGUACAAAAUAAAAUUAAUUUUCAUGUAUUUGCUAUCAAGUUAUCUCUUGGGGUUGGUACAUUUGUUACAGCAACAGAAUAAAGAAUUAAAGAAAGAAACUAGAAUAUUGUGAAUUUAAAAAAAAUAUCCUUAUAAAUUAUAAAUCGUUUGAGAUCACCAAAUUGGAGGUCUAUAAUAAAUAGACGAAAUAAUUCUAUUCUAAUAGAAAGACCUAAUCUAUCUACAAAGAUUGUUAAAAAUAAUUGAUUAUACAUAAUUUUGUCGGAUUGAAAUCAUUCAUAGAUUUUCUAAUUUUGAAUCUACAAUUUGAUUUCUAUUAUAGUUAUUUUCAUCUUUACUAUUGAUUUAAUCAUAAUUCUAUAUAGAAAAAUAGAAUACAAAGUUAUUGCGACUUUCUAUUUUUAGUUCGGUAAAAUACGUUAUUAAGAAAUAGAAAUCUUAUGUAAAUAUAAAAUUAAAUUACAAAUAAUUUGAUUAUCUGGAAAUAAAAAAGUUUAUAUAUUUACUAUUUGUUAUUUACUCAAAAAGAUGAGAAAUAUUUGUAAAAUUAUUCUUAAAUUAACGAUUUUAUUAACUAAUAUUAUUGCUGUUCUUCUUCAAAAAAUUUUUGAACACAAGUUACACCAAAUUUAGAACUUCUCGAGAUGCUAAUUUUCCCAAACAUACAGUAAAUAACAAAUAGAGAAGCUAACAACAUUUCUAUUUUGUAAAUCAUUUACAAAUGUUAAAAAAUUCAUAUAUAGUAUUGGUGACCAAUUCACCAACGCGUAUUUGCACUUCAGUUUUCAUUAUAUGUCCACGGCAACUCUUCAUUAAAUUUACUUCGAUGAGCAGCGUUGCGCGCUGCAAAUAAUCGCUAAAAGGUAAUUUAAAAAUUAUAGAUUACGAUUAUUUAUUAAAAAAAGUAUUCUACAUUUUUUCAAUUCAACGGAUAUUGAUACAUGUACUCAAGUCAUAACUUACUGGAUUAUCGAUGUAUGCCUCACAUCUGUAACACCACACCGACAAGUCGCUAAAACUCAAUGCCAAUGGGUGUUUUAAUUCCUCAGCAUGUAAGAGACCAUGUUGAUUAAUAUUACGUGCACAAUGUACGGUAUAACAUUGUAAACAAAUCCAAUUUUCAAUAUUGGUGUUACAUUCUGCACAGGGCAAAUGUACAUCGAUUCCUGAAGCUGGAACAUCCCUGACACUAUCUAGAUGUGGGCACUCUCUUAAAGGUAUCACUGCGAACAUAUCACCAGCUACCAAUGCCUAUUAAAUUAUAAAACUGUAAAUGCAUUUGUAUUCUUUUUUAGCGGCAUCUUAAACAAGAAAUUAUACUACUUACUUGCAAAUUCUCGGAUAAGUAGUCAUACAAAUUUCUAGCGCUACCAGUUUGAGCAACAGCUCCUUCUGUAUGUUCGCCACUGCUACCUGGUUCAGAGUUAUCAAAAUUUUUAUCAGAAAUUGCUUCUUUCCCGGGUUGAUUUACACAUUGCCUUUUACAUUCAGAAACUGAAAAAUGAAAGAAUCAUUACUUCUUCUAUAAUAUUCAUUUCUAAUUCACUGUACCUUUAUCUUCACAAAUAUCAACAGCUGGCACUUUCAUUGUUUUACUAUACGUUUUCUCAGUAGUUUUCAAAAUAUUUUCAUGAGAGGAAUUCUUUAUUUUAAUAUUCUCAACCUCGUUUUGUAAUUUUAGAAUUUCUUCGUCUGUCACAGAAUUUUUAUCAAUUGAAAGUUUCAGUUCUAAUUUUUCACUUUCAAUUUCUUCCAGCGCUAUCUUAGAUUCAGAUUGCUUGAAAAGCUCGUCUGCAGUUUUCAUUUGUUCAUUUAAUUUGGUAUGCUUCAAUUUAGCUUUGGGUAGUAUGUUUUCUUUUGGUAGAGAAACAUUGAAAAUUAAAUUUGGCCAAUACUGUUUCUGCGUUUUUAAAACGUUAUUUAUGGAAUUAAUGGCGCUAGAACAUGGGAUUAGACCACUUUCUAACAUCGGCAAAGGGUCUCCGAGUAACGUUUUAGUACAAAGUGCCAUUGCAUGUGAAAUUGAAUUAAUAUUGUAUCCUCCUUCGAGACUAAGAAUUACACGGCCAUUAGCUAAUGUUGAUAACCAAUGUGUUAAAUGACCAUACAUCUCUGGACUUACAAGACACCCUAGAAAAAUAUCAAAUAUUUCAAUAAACCAUUUAAAAUGCUAUAAAACAUAAUUUAAUUGUAAAAUUAGUUUAUAUACCUCCAAGAGGAUCACCAAUACAAGCAUCAAAACCCGCAGAAACUAAAAUCAGUUCUGGAUUAAACUGAUAAGCAAUUGGCAUUACCACUUGUUGAAACGCUGCUAUAUAUUCAGCAUCGCCCAUGCCCUUCUACAUAUUAUCGAUACAAAUAUAUACAUAUUAAUUUUAUUUUAAACUUAAAAUAAAUCGUCGUAUAGAAAUUUUCGGAAACUAACUUUAUUCCAUGGUACAUUGACAUUGAAACCUUCCCCUGCUCCAGAACCAACAUUGGUAUAAUUAGCAUUCUUAGAAUUUGGGAAGAAACCUCCAUUGUCAUAUCUAUGAACAGAUAUAUAAAGAACUCUUGAAUCUUCUUCAAAAAUAGACUGAGUCCCGUUACCGUGGUGUACAUCCCAAUCCACUAUUAGCACUCUGAAAAUUAUAAUAUAUAAUUACUCUAUGCUAAAGUAUACUGAGAGCAUAUAGGUAAAAUUAUAACUACUUUGUUAAAUGGUGACAUUCUAUGGCAUAUUUAGCUGCUAUAGCAAUAUUAUUGAAAAUACAGAAACCACAUGGCAUGUCCUCCUCUGCGUGAUGUCCCGGCGGUCUUAUAAUAGCAACACCACACUGACUUUCUCCAUUUAAUACACUAUUCACUACUUGUAAUAACGAUCCAGUAGAUACACGGGCACUUGUCCAAG
This is a messenger RNA of Nomia melanderi (Alkali bee), 5409 nucleotides long. Its product is annotated as mitochondrial intermediate peptidase. Gene Ontology annotation, biological process: peptide metabolic process; GPI anchor biosynthetic process. Gene Ontology annotation, cellular component: mitochondrion; endoplasmic reticulum membrane. Lineage: Eukaryota; Metazoa; Arthropoda; Insecta; Hymenoptera; Halictidae. The record is from RefSeq and is a predicted model, not a curated record. Gene Ontology annotation, molecular function: metalloendopeptidase activity; alpha-1,2-mannosyltransferase activity.